AUGCCAGCGGCCUUCCAUCGGCUGCAGGACCGCGGCGGGUCGCAGAAGGACAAGAAGAAAAAGCCCUACAAGCCGUUCAUGACCACGACGCCUGUUCUGCUGAUCUUCAUUGCCGUUGCUGUCGCCUGCGUGAUUCUCCUUCAGAAAAUUGUUGAGAGUGGAAGCCCACUGCACGAUCGCUAUGACGAGGAUUCUCAAAGCCAACGACAGCAAAAGCGAGACGGGCCAAGUCCCAGUUCGCCCAGAAUCGUGGCUGCCCUCCACCCGAGACAAGCCAAUUCCUCAACGGCAUCGGCUCCGGCUACAACUGUUGCUGCUGCUUCCUCGACGACCUCUUUCUUUUCGACUACCACUAGUAGUACUGAGGUCGAGGUCGAUACCUUCUCUUCGACUACCAUAGCGACAAGCAGUUUCGAAGUCGAAAUUGAUACUUCUUCUUCCACAACCCUCCCACCAACGACCUCGACAUCAACGACGCCUGUAACAUUGACUACCACCACUACUUUGACAACAACGACUAACCCCCCCACCCUGACCACGACCUCUUUCACCACAACUCCCUUUUCCACCACAAUUUCGAUUUUGACUACAAUCUCGCCACCACCAUCGAGCCCAGUACCAGGACUUGUUUGCGACUUGGAGGUUGAUGCCUACUAUAUCCAAUCCGCCGAGACUCUUAUAUCGAGUCUCGACCUCGGUGACGGGUCAUCAAAUAUGACUAUCUGCUUGGACUUUUGUAUCACCAACGUGGGUAGCUGUCAGUCAGUGGUCUAUGAAUUUCCGGAGAACAAGUGCUAUUUUUUCCAAGAUACUUUCCAGACUUUCAAUCUGGGUGGCGCCUAUGAUGUUGAGACUGCCACCGAUCCAGAUAACCAAUACUUCUUCUCGGAUUCUGGAUGCUAUAAUGCCACAAUUGGGGAGGAGGAUCCUCCCAGUUCCACGACAUCGUCUCCUACGACUCUCACUACUAAUUCUACAACGUCUUCUUCCGCAACUUUCACUACCAGUUCUACGACUACCACGCCCCUGACUACCACCACCAGUCUAAACACAACCACCACCAUUCCUUUCACGACAGACACUACCACAACCACGUCGCUGACGACAAAUACCACCACUGUUACGACAACUACUUCUACCAACACGACCUCAACGACUACCUCAACGACGAGCUUAGCGCCAACAACUUCCACCCUCACCACGACUACCUCACAAACCACGACUACCUCACAAACCACGACUUCAACUCUCACAACUACCUCACAAACCACGACUUCAACUCUCACAACUACCACUACUACCUCGACAAUCUCUUCAACGACACCACCAUCUUCACUGACAACCACCACUACCACACUUGUAGUCAUUGCUGUACCCGAUACUACCACUUCAGAUCUAGUGACCACGCAAAGUGUUAACACAUCGACUACCUCGCCAGCUGCUGAGAUACCUACUUCUAUAAUCACUUUCACAACUACACCCACCACCACAGAUCCUAGCACCACUCCCAUUACUGAAAGCACAACAUCAGGCAUAAUUGAAGUGGAGGAUCCAUCAACAACGCCAGACGUGUCUACUUCUCAAGCUGGGAUCACUGAUGAUGAUGUCCCUGCCACUACGACAUCACAACCAACUGAAGUUACUGCUGAUGAUGCCCCUGCCAUCACAGCAUCAGAGCCAGCUACUACCAUCUCCACCAGUGCUGAUGCUACUAGGACGACCGAUAUCGAGCAGACAAGUGAACCAUCUAAUAGCGCACAGACUGCCAGUGCUACUCAAGCACCUGCUGAAAGCACGGCAACUGACACGACGGACCCUGCUGUUACCAUUCAGGCAUCAGAAACUGGUACUUCGACUGCAUCCGCGACGGUGAACAGUGCCAGUCCAUCUGCAACCGACUUACAAGCCGCUGCAGCUGUGCCUACCCAGGCGCCCGAGGAUUCUACCGCAGGAAGCAAUAUUGCUUCAGCACAGCCGUCAAUUCCUGCCACAGUGCUGCCGGCAUCGACUGCGGCUUCUCAACUGCCAGCAGCUGCAAACAGUGCAAAUCCAACUCUGGGUACUUCGGUGUCGGGCGUCAGCUCUGUGCCAGACCAGACUAAUAAUACCAGCCCAUUAAGUGCUAGCGACAGUACAGCAACGAGCACACAACCGUCCGAUACUGGGAGUGUGUCGAUUGUCGCUGUUGCUUUGUCUAACGAUCCGGCUGCAACGGCAACUGGGGCAAUUUCUGGUUCGGCUUCUGGCGGCAAUGGGACUGGAUCAGGGUCCGGUUCUGAUGGCGCCGGAGGUGGCGGUGGCGGCGGCGGCGGAUCGGGAUCAGGUGGAGACACUGUGCAUCCUAUCUCCGACAGUAGCCCUUUCGUGCUCACUCUACCAGCCCCAGUUACAGACACAACUAUAUACGCGGCAGUUUUUGUUACGGUCACCAUGUCUGUACUAUUCAAGAGCUUCUGGUGCGUUGUCUUCGCUUCAGCCAAGAUGAUGGAGCCGUUCUAUCAGCUGUCGAGGGAAGCCUCAAAGGUCACAGCGGAGGCGUCAGUCCUUCGCCAGUAUCUACAAGCUGGAAUAGAGUUUCGCGAUUUGAACCCUAUGAACAAGCAUUGGGUCAUGUUCCUGACUACGAUCGUCAGCAUUUUACUCAGUGUUCAAGCUUCAAUAGCAUCCGAAGCGAUGACUGUUCAAGCCGGUGCCACUUGCGAUACUCAAAAUGGUACUAAGCUUUGCGAUCCUGUGUGGGUUGUCAACUAUGCUGUGGUUCGUGGGCUCCAAACAACCUUGUGCAUGACUGCAGUCUUUAUUGCAAUACUAGUAUGGUUGAACUGGAACCGACCAAGUGGUCUAUUCACUUACCCUUGUAGCAUUGCUUCGAUGGCUUCGCUGUUGAGUAAUUCGGAAGACGAUGUGGUUGACAUUCUUCGAGGAAUUCACCCAGAUGCUAAGGACUGGGCCGUCAAGAAGAUGAUGCAAGGAAAAUCAUUCUCCUUCAGACGAACCCAUGUACGAGCAGAGUCUAACAUCCUUGGCAUUUCCGUUGAGAGAAAUGAAUAUGAGCCACCCUCGCCCGCUCCGCAAGCUGCAACAACCUCACGUUCACUAGGAGAUGGUGUUGAUCUGACCGGAUUUGCAAGCGGUGCACACGUCCCUGGAUCUUGGCUUGAUCGUCUCCCUUGGGGCAAAGGCUAUAUUAUAGUGAUCACACUUCUCCACAUGGCGCUGUUCGGUGUUAUCCUCUCCUUCGUUCUCGCCGGCAACGACAUCUAUCAAGUCAACCUUCUUGGAGAGGACGGAACGAAACACUUGACCGCUGUGAGAUGGGAAUUCCUGGAUGGCACAAAAUUUGGACCUCGUUUCUUCAUGACGUUACUCGUCUCUUUCCUGUUUACACCAUUCUGGGAGCAAUUCGAACUAGCUGUUCGCGUCAUGGUCCCCUACCGCCGCCUUCGAAAGGGAAAUAAACAAGGUCGUCAUCUCCUCACAAUGUACCUCCACGGCGUGCCUUUCACAUCUUUCUUCAAAGCCCUCCGACACAAGAACUGGUAUCAUGCAUUUAUUGCAUUCACCACUGUACUUUCUUACGUGCUUCUGGUCCUGAUCGCCGGCGUUCCGUACAACUAUGGACAGAUCAAGAACGUGUCAUUCUACAGCUCACUCGUCAGCGUGGUGAUCCUGGGCAUCAUGAUCGUGGCCAUGAUAUCUCUGGUGUUUUGGCAGAUGGGAAACCCCAACAUGCCGAGGAGGCCUGACACGUUGAUCAACACCUGGCUGUUGAU
Molecule: messenger RNA, 3773 nt
Organism: Exophiala aquamarina CBS 119918
Lineage: Eukaryota; Fungi; Ascomycota; Eurotiomycetes; Chaetothyriales; Herpotrichiellaceae
Exons: 1
Source: RefSeq, a predicted model, not a curated record